Messenger RNA from Nelumbo nucifera (sacred lotus), 690 nucleotides. NCBI's taxonomy places the organism in Eukaryota, Viridiplantae, Streptophyta, Magnoliopsida, Proteales, Nelumbonaceae. The record is from RefSeq and is a predicted model, not a curated record.
AUGGGACCUGUUGCUUGUUUUGCUAGGAGGUACAGCACUACAGCAGCAUCACAUCUCUCUCUCUCUCAUAUUUGUAGUAGGAAUUCAACCAAGGCUCAUGUUCACAGGAGAAGUUCACGUAGGCAGGCAUUAGGAGUAAAGAACUUGUGCAUGAUUUGUCUACUGUCAUUUCUCAGGAUAACCAUCACUGUGAAUUUAUAUUUUGAGGGCAUUCAUGUUUCAUCUUCUUCCAUUGUAGCUGCAAUGAGCAACCUAACCCCUACGAUUACAUUUAUAAUUACAGUCUCCAUUGGAUGGGAGAAAAUAGACAUUGGAAGCAAGAAAAGCAUGGCCAAAGUUCUUGGAACCACUUGUUAUGUUCGUGGAGCCAUUUUCAUCUUAGUUCUAAGGGGCCCCAAAAUUCCAAACUUGAAUUUUCAUACACAAAAUUCUAUGUUUUUAUUGGGUUGUCUCCUCCUCCUUGCAAGCGAUUGUUGCCAGUCAUUAUGGAUGAUUUUGCAGGUCCCUGUGUCCAAGUUAUGUCCUGAAAACCCCUCUUUGUCUGCUUUGAUGUGUUUCAUGGCAACCUUACAAUCAGCUGCUCUGGCAUUAUUUCUAGAACCAGACCCAACAUCUUGGAUCAUUAAAUCAAGUUUUGAACUUCAGUGCGUCAUAUACAUAGAAUGGUGUUUAUAUUAUGUUCUAUUUUAG